AGGGCGGCGUGGGGAGCGAGAGGGGCGGGCGGCGGCCGGAGGUUUGGCGCGGCUUCCGCACGGCUUCACCUCAGCCCGGUGGUCCUGUCGCCCCCUGUCCGCCAUGGAGUUCAAGCUGGAGGCGCACCGCAUCGUCAGUAUCUCGCUCGGCAAGAUCUACAGCGCACGGGGCCAGCGCGGCGGCCUGAAGCUCCACAAGAACCUCCUGGUGUCGCUGGUGCUGCGCAGCGCCCGGCAGGUUUACCUGAGCGAGCCGGGCUGCCCUCCUGAGCCGCCCCCCGCCGCCUGCGGGUCCCCCGACGACGAGCAGCCGCCCUGCACCACUGUCUGGGCGGCCGGCGAGGUGCCGCCCCCGCCGCCGCAGGACGAAGCGGGUCGGGGCGGCUCACGGCUGCCCUGCGCGGACUGUGAGGGCCCCCGGCCGCGGCGCUGUUGCUGCGGCUGUAGCCGCUGCUGCGCGGCGGCGGACGGCGAGGCGAACCGCUCGGUUUGCGCCGCUGAGGCCGCGGCCCCCCCGCCGCCUCACUGCCCCCGGAAGCGCAGCGCCGGCGAUCGGGGCCAGGCGGGCUCCCCAGUUAAGAAACCCCGCCGAGAGGUGGAGGAGGAGCCGCCGCCUGGCGAGCAGGAGGACAUGGAGACGGGCAACGUCGCAAGCCUUAUCAGCAUCUUCGGCUCCAGCUUUUCAGGACUGCUCAGUAAGGAGCCCAAGGGCCGACGGCGGGCGCCCCUUGACGGCGGCGAGGCGACGGCGGCCACGACACCCACCGACGCGGCGGCCGAGCCGGGACAGAUUUGCUGCGACGAGCCGGUGCUGCGGACCCUCAACCCCUGGAGCACGGCCAUCGUGGCCUUUUGACGCGCGGGCCGCAGAGACUGGCUCGCCGCCGCGGGGAUGGGGGCCCUGUUGGGACGGACGGGCAGCUGGACAGAGAGGUGAUACCCCCCGCACCCACGGCCCGGCGGAGAAGGGCGGGCAGCGCCGCGGGAAUUCGGCGCCGGCGAGUCCCGGCGCGUUGCCGGGGCGCACGGGAAGGGCCGCGGGGCAGGGGUGGCAGCAGCAGCAGCACUUCCCCGCCGGCAAGCUGGGUCCCGUCUGCCGGCAUCCGCCCUGGAAGCGCCCUCGGCCCUACCCUCCCGGAAUUCCCCUUCCCGGCCGGGCCGCCGCCCUCCCCGGCGCCCCUGGGAGGCUCUGCCGCAGCUGCCGACACCGGGGGCGCACCCACCGGGUAGUAUUUUAAGCUUGGAAAGUAUUAAGUUUAUUAAAUAAAGUCUCUAUUUUGGGAAGGUUUAGGUCAGAACUAUUACGUGGUGCUUUUUAAAAGUGUUUAUUGAGAGAAACGAAGUUUACAGACGCUCUGACGGCAAGUCCUUGAGCCUGUUUGUUAGGCUUGGUAACUCCUGGUCUUUGUUGUAUAAAGGCUUGGGGCUCCCGUAGGGAUUUUGUACAGUGUUUUCCUUCAGUAUGUAUCUUGUUUUGUAUAAAAUGUAAUUCUACGUGUACAACACGUAUUAAAUAUUUUCAACUGUACAA
Molecule: messenger RNA, 1531 nt
Organism: Pezoporus flaviventris
Lineage: Eukaryota; Metazoa; Chordata; Aves; Psittaciformes; Psittacidae
Gene: IER5
Product: immediate early response 5
Exons: 1
Coding region: 104-856 (250 amino acids)
Source: RefSeq, a predicted model, not a curated record